Rhinolophus ferrumequinum (greater horseshoe bat) is the source of this 390-nucleotide messenger RNA. It is a transcript of the gene GNG14, whose product is annotated as G protein subunit gamma 14. Gene Ontology annotation, molecular function: G-protein beta-subunit binding. Gene Ontology annotation, biological process: G protein-coupled receptor signaling pathway. Gene Ontology annotation, cellular component: heterotrimeric G-protein complex. The coding region runs from base 140 to 358 and encodes 72 amino acids. The record is from RefSeq and is a predicted model, not a curated record. The transcript is spliced from 3 exons. Lineage: Eukaryota; Metazoa; Chordata; Mammalia; Chiroptera; Rhinolophidae.
CUCUCAUCAAAUAAGAUAUUGAUCCCUUUUCGUGCCUUGCAAAUCUCCAGAGCCUCCACAUGCUGCAUAACCCUCUGGUCUAAUCCCAGCAGCCACAGUUGUCACCUCCUCUGGGAAGCCUUCCCUGACCUUCCUCUUGAUGUCUGGCAAGGUGGCCACUGGCAGUGACAUCGGGCAGGCCCGCCGGGCCGUGGAGCAGCUGCGGAUGGAGGCCGGCAUGAACCGUGUGAAGGUGUCCCACGCGGCUGCCGACCUGCUGCAGUUCUGCAUGGAGCAGGCCAAGAGCGACCCCUUCUUGGUAGGCAUCCCGGCUGCCACCAACCCCUUCAAGGAGAAGAAGCCCUGUGCCAUCCUAUGACGCUGGCCCUGAGGACCCCUCAAUAAACAUGA